Molecule: messenger RNA, 1317 nt
Organism: Baudoinia panamericana UAMH 10762
Lineage: Eukaryota; Fungi; Ascomycota; Dothideomycetes; Mycosphaerellales; Teratosphaeriaceae
Exons: 1
Coding region: 1-1317 (438 amino acids)
Cellular component (GO): mitochondrion
Molecular function (GO): crossed form four-way junction DNA binding; DNA endonuclease activity; flap-structured DNA binding
Source: RefSeq, a predicted model, not a curated record
AUGUUAGGAAAAGGCCACCAUCUCCUAUCAGAAGCGCCUUAUGAUUUCGCGUUCGCCGCCCGAUCCACUCUCCGAUCUCUACGCAGCUCUCAACUCAAAUACGCAGCCUUCCUCGUCGGCCAAGCCACGACAGGCACCAAAAACGACCUGACAGACCGCCUAUACACCCACCUCCUCCAAGACUACCGUCUCCCUAGCGACCGCGCGCCACCGGGAACCUUCAAAGCCCAGCGGAUCAUCAGCGUAGACAUGGGGAUCCGGAACCUGGCCUAUUGCGUCCUGGACCAGCCUCAGCGACACCUCAAGCACAACAGUAUGCCGACAGUAACGGAAUGGAAACGGCUAGACCUACUCUCUACCUCCCCCACCCCUGCCGGCCCGAAAACGGAACCCACCAUCUCAAAGCCUCCGACGAACAGCAAAGCCCCAGCAGCCAAGCGCGCAAAGACACCUCUCCCAGAAGACGCCUUCACCCCCUCCUCCCUCUCCCGCCUAGCCCUCACCACCUCCCUGACCCUCCUCUCCCACCACCCUACCACCAUCCUGAUCGAACGCCAGCGUUUCCGCUCCGCCUCCGGCGCCGCCAUCCAGGAAUGGACCGUCCGCGUCAACAUGCUCGAGGCGAUGCUGUGGGCGUGUCUCCGCACGCUCCAGACAGAACUUCCUCCUUCUUCCUCCUCCUCAAACUCUUCUACCACCACCGACAGCAUACCUGCCCCCCCGCGUCGCGAAAUCCUGUCGGUAAGCCCCGCGCGCGUGGCGAGUUUCUGGCCGUCAUCGCACAACCGCGUGAGUCUGAAACCGACGCCCUCCAUUUUCGAGCCCGGCCGGAGGACGAGCGAGGAGAAAGCGGGUACGGAGGUUGUCAGGGCGGGGAGGCAGAAAGUCUCCAAAACCGACAAGAUUGCCGUGGUGAGGCGCUGGCUCUCGCUCUCCUCCGCAACGGAUUCUAAUCCUGAUCCCGAGUCUGGCUCCACUGCCGCAACGCCCUCGUCAGCAGAGGAAGGGGAUGACGUGUCACUCUCCUUCUCCGGGCAAGCGGCGCAGAUCGCACGGCUCUUCCAGACUGACGCAGACGGCCCACGGCGGGGAAGGCGGAGGAGGAGAGAUGUAGAUGAGGGUGAGGAUGAGCGUAAUGGCGAGGCUGGCGGGGAGGUCGUGGAUGGAAAUGGCAAUGGCAAUGGCAAUGACAGGGGUAAGUUGGAUGAUCUCGCCGACUGCCUCCUGCAAGCCGCGACGUGGGUGCGGUGGGAGGAGAACAGGCAGGAGAUGGCGGAACGGCUCGUGUCGUCUGUCGGAGUUGCCGGGGCGUGGUGA